Staurois parvus is the source of this 347-nucleotide messenger RNA. Lineage: Eukaryota; Metazoa; Chordata; Amphibia; Anura; Ranidae. The record is from the annotation of a GenBank genome assembly.
UGGGGCCCCCAGGCAAUAGGGGAUUAUGGGACCCCUGUGUCCUUGCCCAAACUCAAAAAAGCCUAUGAAAAAGGUUCACAUAUAUGCGAUGUGAGAAACGCAGCGAUCCCUGCACAUUUCCCGCACUGCAUUGCAAUCACACUGUGUUUGCAAUCUGCUGAGGGCAGGGGCGGACUGACAACUCAUGGGGCCCCCGGGCAAUAGGGGAUCAUGGGGCACCCUGUAUCCUUGCCCAAACUCAAAAAAGCCUAUGAAAAGGGUACCAGGGGCAUCUCAUGGGGCCCUCUCUACUGACCCAGGGCCCUCAGGCAGUGCCCGAGUUUCCAAAUGGUCAGUCCGCCCCUGGC